UCGGCUCCUUUUUGUCCAUCGUGCACCGUCCUCCGUGCUCGCCCCGCUGGUGCUUUCUGUGCCCUUUCCUGGGGUAGAUCCAACCCUCAACUCCCACCGCUUUGCGUUUUCUUCAAGACCUCUUGCACAUCUGGCUACCCCUGCAGAGCGUCACCCCUGCACGCCUCUUCUGUAUUGCUCCGUUCUCCUCCUGGCCUCCUCUCAAUCUUUCCCCCCUUCUCCUCCUGCAGCCCCAGCAAUUUCACUGACCCUACCCUUGUGAUCCAACUCUUGUGCCUCUUACUCUCCAAUUGUAUGAGAUCUGCAAAUGAUAUCUCCACCUUUGCACAUUUCCUGGCUGUGAACAGCUCCCUGUCCCAAUUUUUUUGGUAGGGCCUGACAGCACCAUGUCUGAGCUAAAGGACUGCCCACUUCAAUUCCACGAUUUUAAAUCGGUGGACCAUCAAAAGGUGUGCCCCCGCUACACAGCUGUCCUGGCCCGUUCCGAGGAUGAUGGCAUCGGCAUUGAAGAACUCGACACGUUGCAGCUGGAGCUCGAAACGCUGCUGUCUUCUGCUAGCCGCCGACUUCGGGUAUUGGAGACUGAGACCCAGAUCCUGACAGACUGGCAAGAUAAGAAAGGGGACAGAAGAUUUAUGAAGCUGGGCAAGGAACAUGACUUGAGCAUCAUUACUAUCAAACAUAAAACCAAGAAGCAGAAGCUGGAAGGGAAAGGAGGUCACAGCACAAGGCCGGGCCCUGGCCGGCCUAAAACUACGAACCUGCAGCCUAAAAUCCAAGAGUAUGAAUUCCCAGAUGACCCCAUUGAUGUCCCCCGUAUUCCCAAAAAUGACAUGCCUAAUAGGUUUUGGGCCUCUGUGGAGCCAUAUUGUGCUGACCUCACCAGUGAGGAGGUGCGUACCCUAGAAGAGCUGCUCAAGCCUCCGGAAGACGAAGCUGAACACUACAAGAUCCCGCCCCUGGGGAAGCAUUACUCCCAGCGCUGGGCCCAGGAAGACAUGCUCGAAGAGCAGAAGGAUGGGGCUCGGGCUGCAGCGACUGGCGAUAAGAAGAAAGGCAUCUUGGGGCCGCUGACGGAGCUGGACACUAAAGAUGUCGAUGCUUUGUUGAAGAAGUCGGAGUCCCAGCAUGAGCAACCUGAGGACGGCUGCCCCUUUGGUCCUCUGACCCAGCGUCUCUUGCAGGCGCUUGUAGAAGAGAACAUCAUCUCCCCCAUUGAAGAUUCACCUAUUCCCGAAAUAGCAGGCAAGGAUUGUGCAGCUGAUGGCGCCAGCACUUCCCCCCGCAGCCAGAACAAGCCCUUCAGCGUGCCCCACACCAAGUCUCUGGAAGGCCGGAUCAAAGAAGAGCUGAUUGCUCAAGGCCUGCUGGAGUCAGAGGACCGACCUGCUGAGGACUCGGAGGACGAAGUGUUAGCCGAGCUGCGAAAGAGGCAGGCGGAACUCAAAGCCCUGAGCACCCACAACCGAGCCAAAAAAGGCGAGCUGCUCAGGCUGGCCAAGGAGGAGUUGCACAGGCAAGAGCUGCGCCAGCGUGUGCGCAUGGCAGACAACGAGGUCAUGGAUGCCUUCCGCAAGAUCAUGGCAGCCCGCCAGAAGAAGCGCACCCCAACGAAGAAAGAGAAGGACCAGGCCUGGAAGAGCCUCAAGGAGCGCGAGAGCAUCCUCAAACUGCUUGAUGGCUAACGCCGAGGGCGGGAGGUGUUUCAAUGCCAGCCGCUGGGCCCGGCUCCUCCACUUCAGCCAUAGGAGAGGCCCCUGGCUUUUCAGGGAGGUGCCAGCUGCAAACACAAGACUGUAGCGGCUCCCUUCCGCAUCCUGUCUGGCCAUGUUGCAGCAGGCUGGGGGCUUUGGCAGCUUGCUACCUUUUUCUGCGUGUGGCUGUGAGCGUCGGCACUGUGAGACGGGGGGCCUGCAUCGCUAAAAAGCGGCAGCCCCCUCUUUGUCAUUUGUAGGAGGCCAGUUGGCUGUAGGUGGCUCUUGUGGACUGCCUUGGCGGGUUGUCUUUCCUGCCGUGGUUCCUUUUGCUCCGCCUCAUCUGAACAAUUGGAGGCUACGGCUACAGGGGGUGAUGAGUUUCAUAGGUGAGAGCAAAAAUGCCCCCACAGUGCCUGAGUGGUGUACAUUUGGGAACCGUUGACUGACUUCUUUGGCUGCACCAGCUGUGCUCCAUCAACUUCUGGGGUUUGGCCAAAGUUAAAGCUGCCUGUGAAGCUCAGAAACCUGGGUGUCAGCCCCGUCCCGUAAGUGGUUUAAGUAGAUGUUUGCAGUACCCAGCUUUGAACAGUAGAGGGAAUUAUGCAUCUCCUGCUGGGUUGUGGUUGAACUUCUUCGCUGUUCGCCUGCGGAUAAAAUGCAAUGACGGCUCAAGCCCUGUCGAGGAUGUGGACUGCUGCAUUGUGGGUCACGGUUGCUGCUGAGUCUGUGAUGGCAUUACUCUUAUUUCCUGUUAUGCUCGACCUCUUCCUGUGGUGGUAGUAGUGAUGGGUGAUGCACUUUCUCUUCCCCUGUCCGCUUAGAGUUCGUAGGAAAGGCUUGGCCUCUGGAACCGAGCAUAGGAGUGCCGCUGGGUUCUUGAGGGAAAGGGCCAAGCUGAAGAAAACCUACAGGUACUGGGAGAACUGGGGCGAUGGAGGUUGGGCAGUUGGGUGGGAGGAGGGAUGGAACCGAGGGGCUUGACUCCACCUGGGCCUGUUCCAAGCAUGCACAAAUGGGCAGUAGAAUUGCGAAUAGGGAGCUAGAAUUGGUAGUGAGGAUGGCAGCUGUCGCGGGAGAGGCCCUCUCCAUUCUCCCAGAAUCUUUGUUUUGUUCCUGGGGGUCACUCUUUAAAAACAAAACAAAAAAUGAAACCUGCUUAAGACCUGAGAUGGUGAGCUGGGAAGAAGCAAAACAGCAGAUUCUCCUCUCUGAAAAAAAGCAGGCAGCAGUGUCUUCCACCCACCCCUGCCCCAAAUGAGCCAUAUUCUCAGAUCUGCGGGAAGAACCAAGGUCACCUGGAUGGCUGGAGGCCAUUCCCUGUGUGUAGAGAACUCUCUAUCCCACCAGCUACAUGUCUGGCCAAACUAUGGAAAGCUUCAGGGUGGGGGUGGGGAGGAGAACUGGGGCGAGGCGAAUCGCAGUGCAGGCGAAGGCUAUUUGUCAAGGAGCGAUUCUGCGGUGUAGUCCUGGCAGCUUGCUGCGCCCUGCCUGGUAUCAUCCCCUUGCCUAAGCCUCCCUUUGUGCCAUUGACUGUUCCAGGAUGAGCGUGGCCACACUCUCUGUAUUCUACCAGAGCGCAAUGCUGCCAUAAGGGUCCUCGACCCCAGUUGGGCAUGAUAAGGCACAGCAGCAGAUUUGCAAUGCCCAUGCUAAAGGGGACUGGAGCAGGCUGCUGCAUUUAUCCUGGACGCUGCCUGCUUGGUCAGCUGGCGUCAUCCACCACCAACUCCUGAAAGUUUGACUCUCUGUUGCCGGCUGUCUCCUCAAGUGUACAAUGUCCGUCUUUGAAACCCCACGUGGGGACCUCUUUUCCUCCCGCGCAUUACCAGCACAUUUCAAGGUGUCCUGAGAGGUUUUAGACCGCAUAUCCGGCACAAGAGGUGGCUUUGGGAACAGCCUGAAACUAAAAAUUGAAUUUCGGGAGUGGGGCUCCAGGAGGAAGAACUGACAUUUUGGGUAGGGUCAAAGGAACUCUUCACAUGCUCUGCUGUAUUGCAGUCCGUGUCAACAUGAUGAUGCCUCAUAAGAAUUCUCCCAGAGUGUCAAUAAACCCAUUACUACAGAAACAGUU
Molecule: messenger RNA, 3768 nt
Organism: Elgaria multicarinata webbii
Lineage: Eukaryota; Metazoa; Chordata; Lepidosauria; Squamata; Anguidae
Gene: TADA3
Product: transcriptional adaptor 3
Exons: 9
Coding region: 387-1685 (432 amino acids)
Biological process (GO): regulation of transcription by RNA polymerase II
Cellular component (GO): SAGA complex
Molecular function (GO): transcription coactivator activity
Source: RefSeq, a predicted model, not a curated record